ACAUGCAUGUAGAAUGUGGUUCUUCUACAACAAGUCACCUUAUUUGAAAAGUUUUUGGCUUUGCAUACAAUUUCUUUGUUUUUCUAUCAAAUAAAAAUAAAAGGAGAGAUUUUGGUUUAUAUAUAAAUAUACUGCCCUGCAGCCCUGCUAGUCGGUAGAGCUUUGGCCGUGUUUGCUUUAAGUCUAGCUGAUAUGUCUAGUAAUACUAAAAGCUUAAGUAGCACAAGUUGCAGUGAGGAUGAAAGUGAGCUAAGGAGAGGGCCAUGGACUCUUGAAGAAGACACUCUUCUGAUUCAAUACAUAGCUCGUCACGGUGAAGGCCGAUGGAAUUUGCUAGCAAAACGUUCAGGGUUAAGGAGAACUGGCAAGAGUUGCAGACUGAGAUGGUUGAAUUAUCUGAAACCGGAUGUUAAGCGAGGAAAUCUAAGUCCAGAAGAACAGCUCUUGAUUCUUGACCUCCACUCAAAGUGGGGCAACAGGUGGUCCAAAAUUGCGCAGUAUUUACCGGGUAGAACGGACAACGAAAUCAAGAACUACUGGAGAACAAGGGUGCAGAAACAAGCACGGCAUCUUAAAGUUGACACCAACAGCACAGAAUUCCAAAAUAUUAUAAGGUGCUUUUGGAUGCCAAGAUUGCUGCAGAAGAUAGGAGGAGAAUCAGCGUUUUCUUCCCCCAUGUUAAUCCAAAACCAGAUGGCUUUGCAGCCUCUUGACAAUGUUUCUCAGCAUUUAACAGCAGCAACAGCAUCACCUCCACAAAUUCCUGGGCAGGGAGCUCUUAAUAUGAGUGGAACAAUAUACAAUUUGGAUAGCAUCCAAAAGCAGAACGCAGAGUCAGAGUUCUGCACCAGUUCCUGCAUUUUGCCUUCAGAACCAAUAGACAUGCCAAAGAUGUCUCAAUUUCCAGAAUGCCCUCCUAGUCCUUUUCAUGCCAUACUUAACAAUGAUAAUGCAAAGGGCGGCUUUUGUGUUGACAACAAUAGCUAUGACAUAGAAGCCUUCAAUCUGCAAGGGUCUGUUACAGCACAAGGGUUUGCUGGAAACUCUGCUGGUGAUUGCUACGUAGCAGAAAGCAACUGGCUUGACAGUGAUUUUUCAUGCGGCAUGUGGAGCAUGGACGAAUUGUGGCAAAGUAGGAGCUAACACCCCCACCACCACCACCACCACCAAAGAAAGAACCAAAAAGAAAAAGGAAAAAAAAGAGAGAGAGAGAGAGAGAGAGAAACAGAGGUUAUUUUUUUUGUACUCAAAGAGAGAAACAGAGAUUGAGGACCUUAUUUUUAGGACAACCCUCAAUCAACUGAUGACUUUUUUUAUACAGAUUUGUUUCUAGAUCAUCCAUAAAGUGAAAAGCAUUUGUUAAUUUUAUACCCAAACUCAAAA
This is a messenger RNA of Prunus mume (Japanese apricot), 1383 nucleotides long. RefSeq names its product transcription factor MYB41-like. Gene Ontology annotation, molecular function: DNA-binding transcription factor activity; sequence-specific DNA binding; catalytic activity. The record is from RefSeq and is a predicted model, not a curated record. Gene Ontology annotation, cellular component: nucleus. Gene Ontology annotation, biological process: regulation of DNA-templated transcription. NCBI's taxonomy places the organism in Eukaryota, Viridiplantae, Streptophyta, Magnoliopsida, Rosales, Rosaceae.